AUGAAUGGUAUCGUAGACUGGCUUCCUUAUGUUGAUAGUCCAGUUGGCGAUUCUCGACUCCAGGUCGAAAAUCUGGUUGAAAGGGAGCUCCUAAAUGUUGACAUGAAAGUCUUGCACCCUGGCGUGGAAAGCUUGCUUGGCAGUGAAACGACGUCCAGGUUCGCACAGCAGUCGUCUCCAAACGAAAGCAAGAGGGAUUCGGAAACUAAUGAUCAAACACCGGUCAAAAAACCAUGUCUUGGGGUCGAUAAGUCCCGGUACGUUGUCGAACGCUGCACUACGCGAGAUCAACAGGCAACUUUAGAAUCCUAUUUGGGUCACCAUGAAAGCGUGUUGAGUCAAUUAAUGGGACGCACUUUGGCGAGACAGUGGGUAACAAAUAACGAAUAUAUGAACGGCGUGUGUGAUGCUUUAAGGGAAAUCUCAGACUCCCAGGAAAGAAAUAUACAGGAUUUGGAGAAACACAGGGAAUUGAUACAAUCGGAAGCCCAGCGGGACCUGGCUUACAUGGAGGACCGGUGGAAGGAAACGCUGCUGCGAAACGUGGAACGGGCUCUCGACAGCGCCGGAGGAGGCAUAUAA
Messenger RNA from Lachancea meyersii CBS 8951, 582 nucleotides. The record is from the annotation of a GenBank genome assembly. Lineage: Eukaryota; Fungi; Ascomycota; Saccharomycetes; Saccharomycetales; Saccharomycetaceae.